AUGAAUCCAUCCCCUCUAGGCCCCCCUGCUCAGGGCCUCAUAUUUGUUGCACCUCCCAGAGGUCGCUAUCCUGCCCACCAGGUCCGAGCUUUCGACGACACUGUAGCAACCUAUAUACCAGGAGGUUAUGAUGUCCUGCUAGGACAAGAUUUUAGGUCUCUUCCAAACUUUAUACCGUAUCAGGGCCCCCGCCCUCACAUUGCUCCAGACCCGUUCCACAGGCCUCCAAGGACUACCUCUGCACAGCCAAUGCCACUUGAAGGUGCCAGGCAGUGCCAGACUCCACCUCUCAUGAAUGUUGAGCCACGUUCGAGUCCUUCCACUAAGUCAGGAAUGGCCGUAGUGCCAGUGCCAAGGCCAGACUUGAGUCUUCCUCCUGGAGCCCUAAGUCCCGGUCACUCUCCCUCCGCUGGCUUGGCCCAACUACCCAUGCUGGCAGUCAAGGAAGAGCCAAUUCCAAUAGGAAUCCUCCAGGACACCCAUGACCAUAGUGGACACUCCACCAAUGGUGUGGCCUCGCAGACCGCCCCAGAGUUGGUCCUCCCCACGGGUAAGCCCAUCCCGAAUACCAUUACCUCAUCCAAUCCCCCUCCAUCAGCAGCUAACCGGUCCCGGAAGCCAACCCUUCAAAAGGAUUGGGAAUCAGCAGCCAGCCCUCAGAAGAGCGCCAGACCUGCGACAGCCAUAAAUCGAUUCCAUACUAUUUUUGCCGCUUCCUCAGCCAAGUUGCUACCCCCUAAAUGCUACACGAAAAAUUAUCACUUGCUCGAUGUUAUCAAUGCUUGCUAA
This is a messenger RNA of Macrobrachium nipponense, 789 nucleotides long. RefSeq names its product WAS/WASL-interacting protein family member 1-like. The transcript is spliced from 4 exons. Bases 1 to 789 code for a protein of 262 amino acids. Lineage: Eukaryota; Metazoa; Arthropoda; Malacostraca; Decapoda; Palaemonidae. The record is from RefSeq and is a predicted model, not a curated record.